AUGCACUCUUUGCAGUCUUCUCGUCUUUGCCUGGCCUUGAUGGCCAUGUCUCUAGCCCUUCCAGCAUCGGCUGAGAAGGUACUAGGAGCCUACAUCUUUGCUCGACAUGGAGACCGCACGGCAAAGGUCCUGAAGGACACGGAGUUGACCGAUCUGGGUUACCGUGAGGUCUAUACCACCGGUAGCUACUGGCGGAGCCGCUACAUUGAUUCGGGCUCUUCCCUGCAAAUCCAGGAUAUCAGUGAAGACAUUGUCAAGCUGAGCCAAAUCAGUGCCUCCACCCCGUCCGACGAUGUGCUGCAGAACUCCGCCACGGGCUUUUUGCAGGGAGUCUAUCCGCCUGUCGGCUCGUCAGCCAACGAGACCCUGGCUGAUGGAACAGUCGUCGAUUCUCCUCUGGAUGGCUAUCAGUUGAUUCCCUUGGCCAUGACCGACUCGGGGUCAAACAGUGAGGAUACCACCUGGCUGCAGAGUGCGACCAACUGCCAAAAUGCGGAAGUCAGCAGCAACAACUACUACACCUCGUCAUUGUAUAACUCACUUCUUAAUUCUACCACGGAUUUCUAUCAAUCACUCUCGUCGCUAUUGAAUAGUACCUUCUCCGAGUCUUCAAUGAGCUUCAAGAAUGCCUACACCAUUUUUGACUACCUCAAUGUCGGCUCCAUCCACAAUACCACCAAUGUUCCAACAGCAGAGCAACUGCAACAGGCCUUCCUGUUGGCUAACAUUGAGCAAUACAACCUGGCUUACAACUCGUCGGAGCCCAUCCGAGCCGUAGCAGGUGCCAUGCUGGCAGGUGAUGUUCUUCAAGGCUUAAAUAAGACGAUUACAUCCAAGGGUAAAACCAAGCUGAAUCUUCAGUUCGGCUCCUACGGAACAUUCCUCUCGUACUUUGGUCUGGCACAACUCCCCGCUGCGGAUGUCAACUUCACUGGAAUUCCCGACUAUGCCUCCUCCAUGGCAUGGGAACUAGUGACCAACUCGACCUCGAAUGAGUUUCCUUCCACUUCCGAUAUCAGUGUGCGGUUUGUCUUCCAUAACGGUACCCUCAACGAAUCCAAGAAUGAUAGCCCUACUGAGUACCCACUCUACGGCCGGUCAAGUGCCACCAUUCCCUGGUCCGACUUUGUGAGUCUGAGCACCAAGAUUGCGGUCACGUCGCAGUCGCAGUGGUGCCAGGCGUGUGGCAAUACCGAUGGACAAUGUGCGUCCUACUCGACCAGCUCUAACUCUAGCUCUACUUCUCCAACCCAGGAAAUGUCAAGCAGCGGUAUCUCCAGGCCGGUAGCGGGCGUUAUCGGUGCCAUGGUAACAUUGGCGGUCAUUCUUGGUGCAGAGGCUCUCCUCCUUCUGGUGGGAGGAUUCCGCAUCACCAAGAAAGGCAGAAUUGCACAAAACGCGGCUGCCGACGAAGAAGACAAGGCAUCUUGA
Messenger RNA from Aspergillus niger, 1431 nucleotides. RefSeq lists its product as uncharacterized. Lineage: Eukaryota; Fungi; Ascomycota; Eurotiomycetes; Eurotiales; Aspergillaceae. The transcript has a single exon. Bases 1 to 1431 code for a protein of 476 amino acids. Gene Ontology annotation, molecular function: phosphatase activity. The record is from RefSeq and is a predicted model, not a curated record. Gene Ontology annotation, biological process: dephosphorylation.